Molecule: messenger RNA, 2889 nt
Organism: Salvelinus namaycush (lake trout)
Lineage: Eukaryota; Metazoa; Chordata; Actinopteri; Salmoniformes; Salmonidae
Gene: erc2
Product: ERC protein 2
Exons: 16
Coding region: 1-2889 (962 amino acids)
Biological process (GO): regulation of synaptic plasticity; maintenance of presynaptic active zone structure; neuromuscular synaptic transmission
Cellular component (GO): cytoskeleton of presynaptic active zone
Molecular function (GO): structural constituent of presynaptic active zone
Source: RefSeq, a predicted model, not a curated record
AUGCAUGACAGUGCCAGGAGCACUGGGCAUGGAGAGGGCAGCUCCGCACGAUCAACUAAGUUACAGAAGAACCCGAAGCAGGGCUAUCGUAAACUUGGCGUGGCUAGUGGGUCAGGGUCAAAGUCGGCCGGGACAGGGUCAGGGGGUAAAACCUUGUCUAUGGAGAACAUCCAGUCCCUGAACGCAGCCUAUGCCACCUCCAGCCCCAUGUACCUAAGUGACCGCGAUGCCUUGGCCUCCUCCGGUGGCUACCCUAAAGGAACCAUGACUCUGGGCCGAGCCACCAGCAGAACCUCCUACACGGGCCGGACCACAGCCAUGGGCAGCACCCCCAACAUCACCACCACAUCAGACAGCCAGGGCUAUGGGGACCAGAGCCACACCCAGCACCUACAGGCAGGGGGGCCCUCAGGGCUGCUGAGGCAGGCUGGACAGGGUGGAGAAGGAGGGGGAGAGGACAUCCAGGUUCAGCUCAGGGAGCUGCAGAGAGAGAAUGAACUGCUGAGAAGAGAGAUGGAUGGAGGGAGGGAUGGGAGAGAAGGGAGGAUGAGCUCUUCUGUCAACAGUAGAAUGAACUUCUGGAGCCCGGAGGUGAAAAGUCGAGACAGAGGGACGAGGAAAGAGGAGGGAGUCCUUACAUCCAUCCUGAAGGAACAGAAGUGGGCCUCUCCAGAGGAGGACCAGCAUCUCCAGUUGUCAGUGCAUGGGCUACAGGAAGAGCUGAGAAGUCAUAGAGAGAUGAACAGUCGUCUGCAACAAGAGAACUCGGGAUCUCACACCUCCUCUCCCCCUCCCCUGGAUCUGACGGAGGAGAACUUCAGCCGGCUGCAGUCAGAUCACGAACGGCAGGGCAAGGAGCUGUACCUGCUGAGGAAGACCCUGGAAGAGAUGGAGCUGAGGAUUGACUCCCAGAAACAGACGCUGGGUGCCAGGGACCAGUCCAUCCAGAGGCUGCUGGAGAUGAUCCAGGGAGGAGGGAAGGGUCAGAGAGGCGAGAGGUCAGAGAUAAUCACCAUGGCAACAGCACGAGAGGAGGCGGAGUACCAGGUGGGUCAUCUGGAGGAGCAGCUGGACCAGAGGGAGAAAGAGAACCUGCAUUUGAGAGAGGAGCUGCACAGGAGGAGCCAGCAGGACCCCACCAAGACUAAGGCCCUGCAGACUGUCAUUGAUAUGAAGGACACUAAGAUAUCGUCUCUGGAGAGGAACAUCCGAGACCUGGAGGAUGAGGUCCAGUUGAUGAAGACCAGCGGGCUGCUCCACCCUGGCGACCGCCUGGAUGAACUCAAACACAUGGAGGUCUACAAAAGCCACUCCAAGUUCAUGAAGAAACAGGUAGACCAGCAGAAGCAGGAGCUGAAUAAGAAGGAAUCAGAGAUGCAGGCCCUACAGACCAAACUGGAUGCUCUGACCAACCAGAACUCAGACUGCAAACAGCACAUAGAGGUGCUCAAAGAAUCACUCAGCGCCAAGGAGCAACGCUCUACCACACUGCAGACCGAGGUGGAUGCGUUGCGUGUACGUCUGGAAGAGAAGGAGUCCUUCCUCAGUAUGAAGACCCAGCAGCUCCAGGACCUGACGGAGGAGAAGGAUACGCUGGCCGGAGAGAUCCGGGACAUGAAGGAUAUGCUGGAUGUUAAGGAGAGGAAGGUCAACAUCCUGCAGAAGAAGAUAGAGAAUCUUUUGGAGCAGUUAAAGGACAAGGACAAGCAGCUGGCGGUUCUGAGAGACAGAGUCAAGGGUCUCCAGACUGACUCCAGCAACACAGACACAGCACUGACCACGCUGGAGGAGGCCCUGUCUGAAAAGGAGCGAGUGAUUGAGCGUUUGCGUGAGCAGAAGGAGCGGGAGGACAGGGCACGGCUGGAGGAGGUGGAAAGGAUGAGGAAGGAGAACCAGGAACUGAAGGAUAGACUCUCCAUCCUGACGACACACACACCUGGGUCCCAGAAUACGGAGGAGUCAACCAGGAAGUUGUUAGAGGUCAGCGACAGGAUCAAGCUGCUGGAGGAAGAAGUGACGCGUUACCGAGAAGAGUCUGGGAAGUCCCAGGCCGAGGUGGAGAGGCUCAUGGGUAUCCUGAGAGAGCAAGAGACGGAAAGAACCAACAAGGAGAAGAAGAUCACUGAGCUGGAGAGCUCUGAAGUCAGGACGUGGGUCAGAGGUCACUGUGGGGUUAGUCUGCUGGACGGGACGGGAUUCUCCCUUCAGCUCAUACAGUACACAGGCUCUGGACUAUGUGAGAGUAGGGGGACCAUGCGUGAGACAGCUGAGCGAAUCAGAGAGCUGGAACGAGCGCUGAGCGAGAGCACAAACACCUCCGCCCACAGGGAGGCACUGUGGGUCCAGGAGGAGGCUGCACGCACGCAAGCACAGAGACAGCUGGAGGAGAUGAUGAACGCCCUGGAGAAGACCAGGCAGGAGCUGGACACCACCAAGCAGCGCCUCUCCACUACCCAGCACUCCCUGCACGAGCGGGACGGUCACCUGACCAACCUGAGGCUGGAGAGACGCAAACAGCUGGAGGAGAUAUUGGAGAUGAAGCAGCAGGCCCUUCUAGCUGCGAUCAGUGAGAAGGAUGCUAACAUAGCCCUACUGGAACUGUCCUCCUCUAAACGUAAGAAAUCACAGGAUGAGGUGAUGUCACUGAAGAGAGAGAAGGACAGGCUCAUGCACCAGCUCAAACAACAGACCCAGAGUAGGAUGAAGCUCAUAGCAGACAACUAUGAUGAAGAACAUCUACACCCUCAUCAUCCUCACCAUCCUCACCACCCCCACCCGGGGGUACACCCGGCACACCCUGCUCACCCACACCACCGGACCCCUGCAAGAGGACCACCCCACGCCAACCACAGAGUCCCAAUGGACCAGAGGCAGCUACUUGUGGUCUGA